Molecule: messenger RNA, 1133 nt
Organism: Phragmites australis (common reed)
Lineage: Eukaryota; Viridiplantae; Streptophyta; Magnoliopsida; Poales; Poaceae
Exons: 6
Coding region: 282-845 (187 amino acids)
Biological process (GO): intra-Golgi vesicle-mediated transport; endoplasmic reticulum to Golgi vesicle-mediated transport
Cellular component (GO): TRAPP complex; cis-Golgi network membrane; cytosol
Source: RefSeq, a predicted model, not a curated record
CUCCCCUCCUACGAUCUCCGUCACCGCCACGCUCCUCCCGCCGCACCUCGGUUCGGCUUCGUCCGUUCGUCGCCUGCUACGCCCACGCGGCCUCGCCGGUACUGUGUCCCCGCCGGAAGGGAGAAGUUCCGGUUCUGCAGAGGAAGGAAAGGAGCGACGCGGUGACUGCGCGCGUCGUCUCCACCAACACCAGCGGCGAGAACGGCGAGCUGAGGCGGCUGUCCGGUCUGCACCCGCCUCCCGUCGCCACCGCCGGCGAGAGGAUCCCCGCGAUCCAGGAGAUGCCGCCUCUCACGACCCCCAAGUCCGGCGACGCCCUCUUCGCCAGCGUCGAUCGCGUCAAUGCGGAGCUCUUCACGCUCACGUACGGCGCCAUGGUGCGGCAGCUGCUCACGGAUCUGGAGGACGUCGAUGAGGUCAACAAGCAGCUCGAUCAGAUGGGUUACAACAUUGGAACACGAUUAGUUGAUGAGUUCUUAGCAAAGUCAAAUGUAUCAAGGUGUGCUGACUUCAAUGAGACUGCCGAUGUUAUCGCAAAGCUUGGAUUCAAGAUGUUCUUGGGAGUGACUGCAACUGUAACCAAUUGGGAUGCUGAGGGUACAACCUGCAGCUUUGUGUUGGAGGACAAUCCUCUUGUAGAUUUUGUUGAGCUCCCUGACACUUGCCAAGGCCUUCAGUAUUGCAAUGUGUUAAGUGGAGUUAUUAGGGGAGCAUUGGAAAUGGUAUCUAUGAAGACCGAGGUUACCUGGGUCCGCGACAUGCUUCGUGGUGAUGAUGCUUAUGAGAUGCGGGUGAAACUUAUCAAGCAAGUCCCAGAGGAAUACCCCUACAAGGAUGAUGAGUAGUUUGAUUCAUGGGAGUUCUUGUCGCAAGGCGUCCCUUUGCUUGUUUGGAUUUUCAUUUUCCUGUCCUAUGUGGAUCUAGUUCUGGUGUUGCAUGAUGUCACAUGAGGACACCGUGCAAUACAUUCAUAUCUGGUGUGUGUAUUGCUGAUGUAUUGUAGAGAUCUUAUAUGACCUCAAUGCUUCGAUGCUUUGAAUUUCUAGUUUGGUAAAUUCCGUCAGAGCAUUUGUGAUGCUCACGAUUGCUAACUGUGUUACCCAGAAAUAAUGCAUUAUUUUCAGCCUGAUUUA